This is a messenger RNA of Salvia hispanica, 642 nucleotides long. Its product is annotated as putative methionine--tRNA ligase. Lineage: Eukaryota; Viridiplantae; Streptophyta; Magnoliopsida; Lamiales; Lamiaceae. The record is from RefSeq and is a predicted model, not a curated record.
AUGGCAUCGGAUAAUUUGGAUAAUUCAAUGCUCGAUAUGCUCAAUGUGAUCAACAAGCUCUUAGCUAAACAAAGUCCAUUGGUAAGUUACGCGGAGAAGCUGGUUGGCGCCCUAAAUGAUGGGGAAGUGAAUCAAAUGACAAAUGUGAUACUGAAAUGGCUAGAUUUUGCUCCUUUCUUCAAGAAUCCACAUGCUGAUGAUGUGCAGCUUAAGGCGCUUGAGGAGUUGGAUGAAGAGUGGGCGAAGCGCUUUUCAAGUUCAGAUAAAGCAAGGUUGCCACAUUUGUUGAAGUGGUUUGAUUACAUCCAGAAUCAGGAGGACGUUGCGCCAAUAUUGGGUAUGAUUGUUGUAGAGAAGGCUGAUUUUGAGGCCCCUCUCUUUUGUGCAUCAAGUAAAGAUCAUACAGUUGUAGAGCCUCUCAUUGCUCCAGAUGGUGCUAAAGUUGGGGAAUGUGUUACGUUUUCUGGACUUGAUGGAAAGCAGUUGGAUAAGAUAGCUCCGUUAUGUUAUCUUCGUUGUACGAGUACUAGAAAUACAAAUCUUUUCACAGAUGUAAAGGGUGUCGCGAUGUUUGAUGGUAUCCCGUUCAUGACUUCUUCUGGAUCGUGCUCGUCCUCCAUUCCUAACGGAAGCAUCAAAUAG